Ahaetulla prasina is the source of this 5179-nucleotide messenger RNA. RefSeq names its product SID1 transmembrane family member 1 (gene SIDT1). The record is from RefSeq and is a predicted model, not a curated record. The transcript is spliced from 25 exons. NCBI's taxonomy places the organism in Eukaryota, Metazoa, Chordata, Lepidosauria, Squamata, Colubridae. Gene Ontology annotation, cellular component: membrane. The coding region runs from base 644 to 3112 and encodes 822 amino acids.
AACAUCGCAAACACCAGGCACAGCGCGGGGAGGGGGCGUAGAGGUCCCGGUCAAUGACGAGUUACGCUCCCGGGCUGGAGACAGACAUUCGGGUGCCGAGGGUCGCCGGCAGCAGGGAAGCAGCGCACGAAGCGGCGGCGGCGGCAGAAGCAGCUCACUUCCUGGGCACUCGUAAGUUCGACCGGUAGAUCCUCCGCGUUCCGCUAAGGAAGGCAGGCAGGCAGCGCUUCACCUGCCACUUUCUCUUCCUUCCUUUCCAGACCGGAGGGACCGAGGACUCCGUGCCUGCGAUCUCAGGCUGGAUGCGCACGAGAAGGCAGCCAUCGGGAGCCUCGGCUUCGUUUUUUUUUUAAAGUUGCGUCCAGGGAGAUCGGCGUUAUCAUUCCGAAGUCCGGAGAAACCCGGCCUCGCUUCGCCACCCAGACGAGAAGAUCCACUGGCCACGCCUCGACCCGCUACGGAUGUCCCUCUGAAAUGAGCCAGGUGGCAAGGAGGAAGGGCGUGGGAAGCCCCGGGCGCGGCGAACGGCCGGCCGCGGCUGGAAGGCAGCGAAGUAGCGAGUAAACAGAGGGCGCCAGGCCCCGGGCUCGCCGAACUCGCCCCGGUCGCUCUCCUUUCGGCAGCCUCGUCCAUUUCGGCGGAGAUGAGCGGCUGGGCAGGGCUGGCCGGGCUCCUCCUGGCCGUGGCUGGAGCUCAGAAACAGCUGCUGCAGCCGCCGAGGGCGCCGCCGAGUAGCCUUCGUCCUGCCGCCGCGGAACACGCCGCUCAGUUCGACCACGUCUUCAACGGGACGGUCAACCGAGGCACAGAGCGGCUGUACUCGUUCAACUACACCAGUAAGGCGGGCCAGGCGGAUGCCCUCCGUGUUACCGUGAAAAGUGACUCUGAAGAUGAUCAGUACCCUGUCUUGUUUGUAGUUCGACAGCAAAAGGGGGUGCUGUCCUGGCAGCUCCCUCUCAUUUUUCAUGGGCUCUACCAAAGAAGUUACAACUACACAGAAGUCAGCCGUACCCUCUGCCCUUCUGAGUCUGUACCUGAGAAUGGAUCUUCCGAGCAAAUCGUAUUUAUCAAUGUAGCUUCCAUGGCUCCUUAUAAUGCCCACUAUCAGCUGCAAGUUACCAAGAUUAAGAACUUCCAACUUAGCAUGGACACUACUUUUAAAUUCACUGCCAGCCCCUCUCAGCCACAGUACUUUUUGUACCAGUUCCCUCCUGAUGUGGAUUCUGUCAUUGUCAGAGUGCUUUCUAAGACAAUCUAUCCCUGCUCUGUGGUCUCCAUCCAAGAUAUUCUGUGUCCAGUUUAUGAUUUGGAUUAUAAUGUGGAAUUUAAUGGAGUUUACCAAUCCAUGACAAAGCAGGCAGCCCUCACUGUGCAGAAAAAGGACUUCCCAAGCAAACAGUUUUUUGUUGUAUUUGUCAUAAAGCCAGAGGACUAUACCUGUGGUGGUUCAAGGCCACCCUCCAUUCAAGGAAAGACUAACUACACAUGGAACCUUCAACGAAUGAAGCAUCUUGAAGUGACAGUGUUACCUUCAGUUAAAGGUACUGUUUAUAUAUAUGCCAUCCUUUUCAGUUUUCUGGUUUUCUUCUCCUUCUAUCUGGGUGCACUAGUGGUUGGAUUUGUGCAGUACAUCAGAUUUCGUAGGAAAACAUCAAUAGGAGGACUUGAUGAUGGUCCUGGGACUAUGGCUUCUUCUCAUCCUAUCACUGCCAGCACCCCUGAAGGAAGCAGCUAUGGAGCUAUAGAUGAAUCAAGCUCCAGUGGAGGUCAAGAAUUAUCAACUCUAGAUCGUAGACCUCCUUGCGGCAGUGAUACAGACAGCUCAGUGGAAGAGGAGAGUGAUUUUGACACUAUGCCUGAAAUUGAAAGCAACAAAAAUGUAAUCCGCACUAAGAUGUUCCUUUAUCUGUCAGAUCUAUCGAGAAAGGAUCGGAGAAUUGUCAGCAAAAAGUAUAAAAUUUAUUUCUGGAACAUCAUCACAAUUGCUGUUUUCUAUGCCUUACCUGUGGUCCAGUUGGUGAUCACAUACCAAACGGUGGUGAAUGUGACUGGAAAUCAGGACAUCUGCUAUUAUAACUUCCUUUGUGCUCAUCCGCUGGGAGUCCUGAGUGCUUUCAACAACAUCCUGAGCAACAUUGGCCACAUGCUGCUGGGUGUCCUUUUCCUGUUGAUUGUGUUGUGCAGAGACCUUCUCCAUCGGCGUUCCUUGGAAAUAAAAGACACCUGUGCAACGGAAUAUGGGAUCCCUAAGCAUUUUGGCCUCUUCUAUGCUAUGGGUGUCGCUUUAAUGAUGGAAGGUGUCCUCAGUGCUUGCUACCACGUCUGUCCAAACUACACUAAUUUCCAAUUUGACACCUCUUUCAUGUAUAUGAUUGCAGGAUUGUGCAUGCUAAAACUAUAUCAGACUCGCCACCCUGACAUCAACGCCAGUGCUUACUCAGCCUAUGCAUCCUUUGCAGCGGUUAUCUGCCUUGCUGUACUUGGAGUGGUUUUUGGGAAAAAUGUGUGGUUUUGGGUCCUCUUCUCCAUCAUCCAUGUUGUGGCCUCUCUUGGCCUUAGCACCCAGAUUUACUACAUGGGUCGUUUUAAGAUAGACCUUGGGAUUUUUCGACGUAUAGCUAUAGUAUUGUACACAGAUUACAUACAACAAUGCAGCCGACCCAUGUACAUCGACAGAAUGAUUUUGCUUGUUGUUGGGAACCUGGUUAAUUGGUCUUUUGCAAUUUUUGGAUUAGUAUAUCGGCCAAGGGAUUUUGCUUCUUACAUGCUGGGCAUUUUUAUCUGCAAUCUUUUGCUAUAUCUUGCCUUCUACGUCAUCAUGAAGCUCCGCAGUUCAGAGAAGCUAUUGCCUUUCCCCCUCUUUUGUAUUGUGGCCACAGCUGUGGUUUGGGCUGCAGCUCUUUAUUUCUUUUUCCAGAACCCCAGUAGCUGGGAGGAAACUCCAGCACAGUCUCGUGAAAAAAACCGACCAUGUAUCCUUCUGGGAUUCUUUGAUGACCAUGAUAUCUGGCAUUUCCUCUCAGCUGCUGCCUUGUUCUUUUCAUUCUUGGGCCUGCUGACCCUGGACGAUGACUUGGAUUACGUGCCAAGGAACAAGAUUCCUGUCUUUUGAGCUACAGGAUAAGAAAAGUGUUUCAUGCUUCUCAGUGAAAUUUGCUAUGUGGAGCAGUCAGAACAGAGCACCAAGUCCACAUUGGAAAAAACUUUCUUGGAAACAAUUCCCAUAUAGAAAAAACUGCAAAAAUCAUGUUCUCAGCAUCAGCUGGAUCAGAUCUAUAGUAUAAUAAUGCAUUAUAUUGAGACUAAUGAAGCUGGGGUGUUCGUAGACUCUCUGAGACCAUUCUUCAGUUUCUUAUAAUGUGGUUUAUUCCCAGCAUUGUAGUUUCUGAGUUUGAAAUUUACCAAAUGCACACGGAAUGAUUGCCCUUUUGGCUACAGUGGAACCUUGGUAUUCAAUUGCUUUGAAACUCAUUGAAUUUGGUACUCAAUACAUUUUGACACAUUUUUUUUUGUCGCAGAACUCAUGUUUGUUUGGUACUCGAUGCACAAGCUAGAAUUUGUUGGGGUCAUUUGCUUUGUGACUCAUAUAUUAUUCAUUAUGGAAGAAAUUUGGUACUCAUUGUGUUUGGUACUUAUCAUGUAUUUGGUACUCAUUGUGUUUGGUACUUAUGUGUUUGGUACUCAUUUUGUUCGGUCCUGGAACCAAUUAAUGAUGACUAUAAAGGUUCCACUGUACUUACGUUCUGUUGCUUGAUUAGCCAGAAUUUCUUUAUGCAAUACUGAAAUAUUGCAGAGAUCCUUAUGUAAAACAUUUUGCAACUGUUGCAUUUACUACAUAAAAUGAUAGUAACUCAUUCUUUUUGUACUGGAAGACACAUUGGAGAGUAAUACCAUUCCUUUUCUUCCUACAGUACUUUAGACAAUGUGAAUAGUGCAACCCGCCCCCUUUUCUUUGUACAAAACAGACUUUCCCUGCUCAGCUGGAAGGUGCUUUUCCUCUCCAUGAGAUUGUCAUAUGCAUUAUUUCUUUUAAUUUAUGUUUGGUUCUCCAACAGGUAAUCCAGAUGCAGUAUUACAAUGCUACUUACUCUUGCUAGUCAUCUACCACUAUAACUAGUAGUGAAUUACUUUCUGAUAAUCUACAGUCUCUUAUUUGCUGUUCAUUUAAGAUCGUGCAAAAUAACUGUUAUGUGGGUAAAACAGAAAAAAUCCAAUUGUCUACCCUAUUGCUUAAUCCCAGAAUUAUAUUCAGGGGAUGCUGUGUAGAUGUUUGUGCCAUGCUUUGCUAAAUUUAAAUUAAAGCAUGUCUCAGUAUUAUCAACCUGAAUUACUUAAAGAUGUUUGUUAACCUUUAAGUAUAUUUAGACUUUCUCUUAAUGAUGGUUUGGCAGCUAAUGACAGCUCAAUUGUCUUAUCAAUUCACUUUGGUUUAAAAAAAUACUAAACACUAGAAUUCUGCAUCUGCUUUUCUCUAGGUUAAACCUGCUGUAUAUUUAAAGGAAAUCUAAGAACAAAGGAGACUUUUUUUCCAUCCAGAGGUCUUUUAUGCAUGCCUGGGUGGUGUUUUGCAUCAGAUUCCAAAAGGGUGCGAGAGUGUGCAGGAGUCCUAAUGUAGCACUUCAGCAAAAGAACCGUAUCUUUUCCAAUGCAUGCUUUGGGCCAGUGCUUUUCAAACUUUGACAACUUUAAAAUGCUUCAACUUCAACUCCCAGAAUUCCCAGUUAGCACCUUAAAGUUGCCACAUUUGAAAAACCGUGUUCUGGGUCUCUUUUUGGAAUCAAGCCAAAGCAUUACACAGCCUAAAUACACUGUACUCCAAAUCACAUUGUCUAAAAAUGUAGCAUCCCCAAAUGUCUUUUCCUAUCCCUAAGCAACUUGCUGAUGAAUAGAUCUGAAAACUAUCAGCAAGCUACUGUCUUUGCAUAGUAAUCAAAGCAAUGCUCUGAACCACUAUUGACAACAUUCUAUGUUGUGUCCAAGAAUCAGUCUGGCUUAUUUUGAAGUUCUUGCUAUGGCUGAGCAGGUGGACAAAUGAAAUUGGAACAAAUUAGUGGGAAACCACAGACAGAAUUGCUGGACUUUUUAGUUGUUUACCUUCUUAAAAAUUACAGUCUUAAAUUUUGGGUAUUUAAAUGUAAGAUAAUUGGUUUGCUUUUUGUUUUUCCUGCAGGGGAAGAAU